Messenger RNA from Hydractinia symbiolongicarpus, 2728 nucleotides. RefSeq lists its product as uncharacterized. The transcript is spliced from 3 exons. The coding region runs from base 58 to 1170 and encodes 370 amino acids. NCBI's taxonomy places the organism in Eukaryota, Metazoa, Cnidaria, Hydrozoa, Anthoathecata, Hydractiniidae. The record is from RefSeq and is a predicted model, not a curated record.
AUUUCUUUUUGUGUUUCAUUUUAGGAAAACAUAUGCAACUAAUUCUGACUUGUAGUAAUGGGCAGUUUUUUUAAAACUAACUGCCGCAACGAAUGGUCUGACCACUACUGUGAUUUGGGAAAUAUUUGUGCUCUGUUUUCAAAAAUUAUUGGAUUUACUGCUAUUCUUCCACAAAUUUACCAAAUAUGGAAUUACCAAUCUGUUGAUGCACUUCAUGUAUUGUGGCCCACUGCAUUAGUAACAGCAGCCAUAUCAAAUGCAUUCUUUAUCUUUGCCACUGAAGACAGGUCAUUUUUUAAGAUAACGGCCAUUUACAACCCUAUUUUAUACAUGAUAUUUGUUAUUGAGUUUUGGAUAUUCACCAACAAAAAUGCUCAACGGAAGAUGUCAUAUGCUGCUAUGUGUAUUAUUUUAUGGGCUAGUUUGUUGACGAUUGAACUAACUGUAAACUCUCUUAAUGGACCAAAACAAUUGGAAUGGAUAAGUGUGGUGAUAUAUUCUGUCAAAGUACUUCCACAAAUGAUUUUAAAUAUCCAGUUAAGGACAACUUUUGGACAGUCAACAAUGUCGGUGUUCUUGUAUUGUUUGGUAUCAUCAUUUGCAUUUACAUCAGCAUAUUUACUGCAAGUUGAUUUAAAGUACCGUAUAAUGCAUUAUCUAUCAUCGUCACUUGCAUAUAUCAAUGCUAUUCAGGUUAUUUGGUAUCCAAGACCUGUAGUCAAGAAACAUCAACAGAUCAGAUAUGGCACAAUCAUUGACUCACAGGACUAUUCUGUCCCUCCUGAAGAGAGAAUAACCGUUGUUGAAGAGACAACAGAAGAAAUAGUUCCAAUUACACCUGCAUUUACAGAAAUGGAACUGUCAAAGCUUAGCUCCUCGUAUGGUUCUUCUUUGGGAAGGAGUCAAACUAUUAACGUUUUGGGUUAUUUUCAAAGACUAAAAGAAAAAUCUUGGUGGCAGCUGUUAUUUUUGCUUUUUUUACUUUCUGGAUUAGUGCUCUUUACUGUUGGACUCAGUAUAACUGUAAACACGUUUUGGACUGUGUUUGGACCAGUCUCCAUGUUUGGGUUGCUGUUUAUUACUUCUCUUUAUAGAGAUUACAAGGAAGGAUCCUUAAGUUUUUACUGCCUUACCGAGUUACGGUACAAAAUUUAUGGUGAAUCCUUGUGAAAGAGCUCUGUAUUGUAUUUCCAUAAGAUGGCCAUCACCAACUAUUGCUGUUAAACUAUGUUGGGACUGAAAUAGAAAUAAUUUAAGAAUUUAUUUAUUUAACAUCUCUUUGGUAGGCAAAUUAAAUAAUAUAAUUUUCUAUGUGCAGUUUGUGUUUAUGUUACUAGUUUGUUGUUUUCUGUGGCACCAUUUGUUACAUAAUUUUCAUAUAAUGUUUUAUAUUUUUAAUUUAUGCAAUGUGCAAUACUGUACACCACAUUUUCAUUGCUUAAAUCUCUUAUUUUUUACAUAUGACUAUAAAAUUUAUUUACCUGCUCAAAACAAAACAAAAUGUAUAUAUACUUUUCUCCGAAAGUCGUAUAUAUUGGCUUUACUUUAACUACUCUCUAAUUUCAGUAAAAAAAAUUUAUAUUCAAAUAAUUUGAAACUUACACUGUACCUUUAAUUUUUGAGGGGGUCAUUGUACAUAAUGUAUAAACAUACAAUCUGAAAGUGCAUGAAAAUUAUUUGUGAGGAUUCCCACCAUUUCAAUAUAAAACGUAAGUAAAUACGAAGGUGUGUUAAGCACAUAAAAUUCAAAAUUUAUCUUACAACUGACGUAAAUGCAUCUUGAAAUACAACAGACUUGCCUAAAGUAAACACCAAUAACCGAAAACUGAGUUAAAAAAGUUUAAACCCUGAUUAACAUUUUUGAGAAAAACAAAAAUUUUAUGUUAAACCAUGUAUCUAUUGAAUAUGAACUAUGAACUCUUUUCCUAUUUCGAAACUCUCAUUCUCGUUUCAAUAAUCUAUGUGCUGAGAAAGUAACAACUGAAUUUUUCUCCAUAAACUUGCUUCUAGAUAGAGGUUAACCCAAAUUACAAGGACUUUUCUUCUGUGUGGUAGAGUUAUUCUAGUAAAAAUGUUAGGGAAAUGUUACAUAUAUAGUGUUAUAAAUGUAUUGAAAAAUUUGACCAUCACAAAAUUUAGCAUUUUCUGCCACUUUAGUGUUAUGAUUUUUGUAGUUUAUGUAGUUGUAAAACAAUACAGUAUAGUAUAUAAUGUUCAAUGCUUGUGAAUUUAAAUUCCAUUAUAUUUUUUGUUUAGUUUUUUUAGAUCUUUUUUUAAGAUAUAUUUUCAAAUAAAAUGAAUUUCUUGAGAAUUUCUUAUGUGUAUAAAAUACAGUUUGAAUUUAGUAUUAAAUAGUUAUGUUUUAUUUUUAUAAGCAACUGAGCCAAGACUUGGGUUCUAAAUUAAAAUUAAGCAGGUCAACCACACAAGCGAGACAGUACAACAAUAACAAAUUUGCUUAACUUUUUUUCAGUAUACCUAUUUAUCGUUCAGGGAAAUAACAAACUAAAGCUUAGUUCCCAUUAAAAUCCGUAUUGUGCAAUAGUUGUAGAGAUAGAAAAAAUUAUUUCUCCACAACAUUUGUUGUGUUAAUUUAUUUUUAUUUUUGUAAGCGUGAAAGUUUGUAUCUUUGUAUAUAUUAUAGUAGGUUCUGUUUACACACAAAACUGACAUUGUAAUUUUGAAAAUCGAUUUCUUAUUAUAAGUUUCCUGUUUUCUGUGACACAGC